AUGGAAGUCGAGCGGGUAGUGAAAGCCAAUGACCGUGACUACAAUGAGAAGUUCCAGUACGCGGACAAUCGUAUCCACACGUCCAAAUACAACAUUCUCACAUUCUUGCCGAUUAAUUUAUUUGAGCAGUUCCAAAGAGUGGCAAAUGCCUAUUUCCUUUUCCUCCUGAUACUACAGCUCAUUCCAGAAAUCUCUUCCCUGACGUGGUUCACCACUAUUGUGCCUCUGGUCCUGGUGAUUUCCAUGACAGCUGUCAAGGAUGCUACUGACGACUAUUUUCGUCACAAGAGUGAUAACCAAGUGAAUAACCGACAGUCUGAAGUGCUCAUUGAUAGCAAACUGCAGAAUGAAAAAUGGAUGAAUGUUAAAGUUGGAGACAUCAUUAAAUUAGAAAAUAACCAGUUUGUUGCUGCCGAUCUGCUGCUCCUGUCAAGUAGUGAGCCGCACGGUCUCUGCUAUGUUGAAACAGCCGAGCUCGAUGGGGAAACGAAUCUAAAAGUUCGUCAAGCGCUACCUGUUACCUCAGAACUUGGAGCAGAUAUUAGCAGCCUUGCAAAGUUUGAUGGGACUGUUGUCUGUGAGGCACCUAACAACAAAUUAGACAAGUUCUCUGGAGUCCUCUCGUGGAAGGACAGCAAACACACCCUCAGCAACCAGAAGAUAAUCCUGAGAGGCUGCGUCCUGAGGAACACCAGCUGGUGCUUUGGGAUGGUUCUUUUUGCAGGUCCUGACACUAAACUAAUGCAGAACAGUGGCAAGACAAAGUUUAAAAGAACAAGCAUUGACAGACUGAUGAAUACCCUAGUCUUAUGGAUUUUUGGAUUUCUGGUAUGCCUGGGAAUUAUUCUUGGAAUAGGAAAUUCAAUCUGGAAGAGUGAAUCUGGGGACCAGCUUAGAACUUUCCUCUUCUGGAGAGAAGGCGAGAAGAGUUCCCUGUUCUCAGGAUUCCUAACGUUCUGGUCAUACAUUAUCAUCCUCAACACGCUUGUGCCCAUUUCGUUAUAUGUGAGUGUGGAAGUAAUCCGUCUGGGACACAGUUAUUUUAUAAACUGGGACCGGAAGAUGUAUUAUGCUGCAAAAGCAAUGCCUGCUGAAGCCCGGACAACCACACUCAACGAGGAGCUGGGCCAGAUUGAAUACAUUUUCUCCGACAAAACAGGAACUCUCACUCAAAACAUCAUGACUUUUAAAAAAUGUUCCAUUAAUGGGAGUGUCUAUGCAGGUGAAGUACCAGAUGACCUGGGCCAGAAGAAAGAAAUAACUAAGAAAAAGGAGGCUGUGGACUUCUCAGGCAAAUCUCAAUCAGAAAGAAGACUUCAUUUCUUUGACCACAGUCUGAUGGAAUCCAUUGAGCGGGGGGACCCCAAAGUACAUGAAUUUCUUCGCUUACUUGCUCUCUGCCAUACUGUAAUGUCGGAGGAGGAUAGUGCAGGACAACUAGUUUACCAAGUUCAAUCACCCGAUGAAGGAGCUCUAGUUACUGCUGCUAGAAAUUUUGGGUUCAUUUUCAAGUCUCGGACCCCAGAGACAAUAACAGUAGAAGAAUUGGGAACACCUGUUACUUAUCAGUUACUUGCCUUUUUGGAUUUCAACAACAUCAGGAAAAGGAUGUCUGUUAUAGUUCGAAACCCAGAAGGACAGAUAAAACUUUAUUCCAAAGGAGCAGAUACUAUUUUGUUUGAGAAACUCCAUCCUUCCAACAAAGACCUGCUGUCUUUGACGUCGGACCAUCUCAAUGAAUUUGCAGGUGAAGGCCUUCGCACCUUGGCAAUUGCUUACAGAGAACUUGAUGACAAGUACUUUAAAGUGUGGCAGGAGAUGCUUGAAGAUGCAAAUGCUGCCACCACUGACAGGGAUGAAAGGAUAUCUGGGCUGUAUGAAGACAUUGAAAGAGAUUUGAUGCUAUUAGGUGCCACUGCUGUAGAAGAUAAGUUACAAGAAGGUGUUAUUGAAACAGUUACAAGUCUAUCACUAGCCAAUAUUAAGAUCUGGAUCCUAACAGGAGACAAACAAGAAACUGCCAUCAAUAUUGGUUAUGCCUGCAAUGUGCUGACCGAUGCCAUGGAUGCCGUGUUUGUGAUAACGGGGAACACAGCUGGAGAAGUGCGAGAAGAACUCAGGAAAGCAAAGGAAAUUUUGUUUGGACAAAACCUGAGUUUUUCCAAUGGACAUGUAGUUGACGAAAGUAAGCGGCCGUUGGAGUUGGACCCGGGUACAGAAGAAGCUCUAACAGGAGACUGUGCCUUAGUCAUAAACGGCCACAGUUUGGCCCAUGCCCUAGAAAGUGAUGUCGAGAAGGAUCUUUUGGAACUUGCCUGCAUGUGUAAGACUGUGGUUUGCUGCAGAGUCACCCCACUCCAGAAAGCUCAAGUCGUAGAGCUGGUCAAAAAGCACAGAAAUGCUGUAACCUUGGCCAUCGGCGAUGGGGCCAACGAUGUCAGCAUGAUUAAAAGCGCUCACAUCGGCAUUGGCAUCAGCGGCCAAGAAGGCCUGCAGGCAGUCUUAGCCAGUGACUAUGCUUUGGCUCAGUUUAGAUAUCUCCAACGGCUGCUUCUUGUUCACGGAAGGUGGUCCUAUUACAGAAUGUGCAAGUUUCUAUGCUAUUUCUUCUACAAGAACUUUGCGUUCACUCUUGUGCAUUUCUGGUUUGCCUUCUUCUGUGGUUUCUCAGCACAGACUGUUUAUGACCAGUGGUUCAUCACUCUUUUUAACAUCGUUUACACAUCAUUACCUGUUUUAGCCAUGGGGAUUUUUGACCAGGAUGUGAGUGACCAGACCAGCAUGGACUGUCCCCAGCUCUAUGAACCUGGACAACUGAAUCUACUUUUUAACAAGCGUAGAUUUUUCAUCUGUGUGGCACAUGGAAUCUACACUUCCUUAGCGCUUUUCUUCAUUCCCUAUGGGUCCUUUUACAACGUGGCUGGAGAAGAUGGGCAACACAUCGCUGACUAUCAGUCCUUUGCAGUUACCAUGGCCACAUCUUUGGUCAUUGUGGUCAGUGUACAGAUAGCCUUGGACACCAGUUACUGGACUGUGGUUAAUCACGUCUUCAUCUGGGGCAGUGUUGCUACGUAUUUCUCCAUUUUACUGGCCAUGCACAGUAAUGGCGUCUUUGGAAUCUUCCCACACCAGUUCCCCUUUGUUGGAAAUGCAGUGCACUCCCUGAGUCAGAAGUUCAUCUGGCUCGUUGUUCUCUUGAUAGCUGUGGCUUCCAUCAUGCCGGUGGUGACAUUCAGAUUCCUGAAGAUGUGUUUAUACCCAAGCCUAAGUGAUCAGAUCCGCAGGUGGCAGAAAGCUCAGAGAAAGGAAAGGCCCAUACGAAGCCGAAGGCCUCAGGUCCGCAGGUCCAGCUCCAGAAGAUCCGGGUACGCAUUUGCUCACCAAGAGGGCUACGGAGAGCUCAUCACAUCUGGAAAAAAUAUGCGAGCUAAAAGUCCAGCCCCAACAUCAGGGCUGGAAAAGACGCUUUAUAAUAACACGAGCUGGAUUGAAAAUUUAUGUAAGAAAACCACAGACAUGGUGAGCGGCUUUAGUCACGAUAAGACAGUGAAGCUGUGA
Molecule: messenger RNA, 3558 nt
Organism: Peromyscus eremicus (cactus mouse)
Lineage: Eukaryota; Metazoa; Chordata; Mammalia; Rodentia; Cricetidae
Gene: Atp8b4
Product: ATPase phospholipid transporting 8B4 (putative)
Exons: 27
Coding region: 1-3558 (1185 amino acids)
Biological process (GO): phospholipid translocation; Golgi organization
Cellular component (GO): plasma membrane
Molecular function (GO): ATP binding; ATP hydrolysis activity; ATPase-coupled intramembrane lipid carrier activity
Source: RefSeq, a predicted model, not a curated record